Messenger RNA from Glossina fuscipes, 2530 nucleotides. It is a transcript of the gene VAChT, whose product is annotated as vesicular acetylcholine transporter. Gene Ontology annotation, molecular function: xenobiotic transmembrane transporter activity; acetylcholine transmembrane transporter activity. NCBI's taxonomy places the organism in Eukaryota, Metazoa, Arthropoda, Insecta, Diptera, Glossinidae. Gene Ontology annotation, cellular component: terminal bouton; AP-1 adaptor complex; membrane. The record is from RefSeq and is a predicted model, not a curated record. The transcript has 2 exons. Gene Ontology annotation, biological process: chemical synaptic transmission; transmembrane transport; xenobiotic transport. Bases 583 to 2394 code for a protein of 603 amino acids.
AACAACGAAUGCAAUAGUGUUUGUGUUUAAAGGACGAUAUGAAAUGAUUUUUAAAUUAGAUAUUUUUUCAAAAAUAUGGUUAAGUUAAUGCUUUUUGUAUACUCAACGUGGAAGCGAACAUGUGCGCUUUGAUGGGAAGACACAACCUCGUUAUAAAUAAAGGGAAGACCGGGCCAUUGUAUAAUAACGAAGAUAUUUUAAAGGUUGUACCCCUUUUGACGAGGCGAUUAUCACACAAAUCUUAAAUUAAUUAAUUAAUUAAAUCACUAUGUGCCUAAACAUCAUGGAGAGGACUAAAGCAGCUGUGUCAGCCAAUAUUCAUAACGGAUAGUACUCUAAACGAAACGAACGCUACCCCAACAUAUCAAAUGAAUAAAGAAAAAAAAAAGAAAAGAAAAACGAAUGCAAAAAUUAAAUGCAAAAUAUAAUUUAAAAACAUCAUUGAACAGAAAGCGAUAGAAAGAUAAGAGCUCGUUCGAUCAGCUCGUUACACUAAAGUACAAAAAAAACAAAACAUUUUGGUUUGGUUCCAUUUAAAAAAAAAUAAAAAUUUAUUUGGAAAAUAAACGAAAUCAUUGAAAGAUGUCUUCGUUUACGAUACCUGUUGUUAACUUGGAGUUGCGCGAGGUCAAGGAGAUCGUAUGGGAGAAGAUACAAGAGCCGGUUAUGCAGAGACGCUUAGUUUUGGUUAUUGUAUCUAUUGCCCUGCUUUUGGAUAAUAUGUUGUAUAUGGUUAUUGUACCGAUUAUACCCGAUUAUUUACGCGAAUUGGGUGGUUUUACGACAGAGGGCGAUGUCGGCCCAACACGUGAUAAUGUUACGGGCAAAAUAAUACCUGGACAUCACGAUCAUCACGGCCAGGAUUCAGCUACCGGUAUACUAUUUGCUUCCAAAGCCAUCGUACAACUGAUGGUAAAUCCAUUCUCCGGUGGCUUAAUUGAUAAAAUCGGCUAUGAUAUACCCAUGAUGAUCGGUCUAACAAUUAUGUUCUUCUCAACUGCAGUAUUUGCUUGUGGCCGUAGCUAUAGUGUCUUAUUCUUUGCCCGGUCAUUGCAGGGUGCCGGCUCAGCCUUUGCUGAUACUUCGGGUUUGGCCAUGAUAGCCGAUCGUUUUACUGAAGAGAAUGAACGCUCCCAGGCUUUAGGUAUAGCCUUAGCGUUUAUUAGUUUCGGCUGUUUGGUGGCGCCACCAUUUGGUGGAGCACUCUAUCAAUUCGCCGGCAAAGAAGUGCCCUUCCUGAUAUUAGCCUUGGUCUGUUUAAUCGAUGCUCUUAUGCUAAUGCUGGUUAUGAAGCCUGUUAAAGAACAACUCCGGCAAAGCAGAGAAGUGAAACAAGAAAUUAUACCAAUUUGGCGUUUACUAAUGGAUCCAUAUAUAGCUGUAUGCGCUGGUGCUCUAACUAUGUCGAACGUAGCUCUGGCAUUCUUAGAACCCACUAUAUCUUUAUGGAUGGAAGAUAAUUUAACUACGGAUAAUUGGAAAAUAGGUAUGGUUUGGUUGCCGGCAUUUUUCCCCCAUGUUCUGGGUGUGGUGGUGACAGUGAAAAUGGCGAAACAAUAUCCACAUCAUCAAUGGCUGAUGGCAGCUGUCGGUUUAGCUUUAGAGGGUCUUUCCUGUUUCAUAAUACCCUUCUCCAGUUCAUAUCAAAUGCUUAUGUUACCCAUAUGCAUAAUAUGUUUUGGCAUCGCCUUGAUCGAUACUGCCCUUUUGCCCACGUUGGGCUAUUUAGUGGAUGUACGUUACGUAUCAGUUUACGGUAGUGUUUACGCUAUAGCCGACAUAUCAUAUUCUAUAGCGUACGCGGUAGGCCCUAUUAUUGCCGGUGGCGUAGUCGAAGCGAUUGGAUUUACGGCUUUAAAUUUCAUUAUAGCAUUUACCAAUCUGUUAUAUGUGCCCGUUCUACGAAAAUUGCGUAACAUAUACGAUUUUAAGCCAUUCGAGAAUGAAGCAAAUAUCCUAAUGCAAGAUCCGCCCGAUAAAGAAUAUCAAACUUAUGUUAUGCACGAUCAGAAACCAUUGGAAGGUGAUUAUAAAAAUCAUUUAGAAUAUGGCGAACAAUAUCAACAAGAACAUCAGCAGGAAAGUAAUUUAGAUGAAGGUAAUUAUGGCUAUCAAACUCAGGGAGGCUAUCAACAGCAGGCCGGUGGUGACAGCUAUCAACAAGAUAAUGCACAGUAUCAACAAAAUCAAUAUCAACCUGGAUAUCAAGAACAAGGUGGUAUCUAUCAGCCAUCACAAACAGCGGAUACAAGACAUCUUCCCCAACAACGAGUUGUUAAUCCAUUUCAACAACAGCAACAGCAACAGCAACAACAGCAACAUCAACAAAUGUCUGAUUCUGGUGGAAGCAGAGGCCCAGCUGGACCAGCGAAUCCCUUUAGACAAGGAUUUUAAAAUGUUGUCUUACACAAAACUAGCGGUAAUUUAUUUUUGGGUAUAUCUUUUCGAUCGCUUUGUUUACAUAUUUCGUUAAUUAGUUUUAAAAUUUCCCACAAUAAGGUAAUUAAAAAAAAAUAAAUAUAUAUAUAUA